AUGGAUGUACCAGAGGGGAAUGGAAACCCUUUGGGCAAUGGACUCGGUCGAGCUAGGCAAACUCGACCGAUUGGUCAAGGAGAUGCUCCAAACCGCCACCAACAGAGACAAGGGAUUGUUCCACCACCAGUGCAGAACCACAACUUUGAGAUCAAGCUGGGAAUGAUCAACCUUGUCCAGAACAAGAUGUUCCAUGGAUUGCCAAGUGAAGACCCCAUUGACCACCUUGAUGAGUUUGAUAGGCUUUGUGAUUUGACAAAGAUCAAUGGUGUCUCUGAAGAUGCCAUCAAGCUGAGACUCUUUCCUAUGUCUCUAGCUGACAAAGCUCACCAAUGGGAGAAGAGCUUGCCCCAUGGCACAAUCACCACUUGGGAUGAAUGCAAGAAGGCCUUUCUUGCUAAGUUUUUCUCCACCGGUCGCACAGCCAAGCUUAGAGGAGAGAUAUCCAGCUUCAUCCAGCGAAACAAUGAGACAUUCGCAGAGGCUUGGGAGAGGUAUAGGGAGAUGCUAGACACAGCUAGCAAUGGGAACUUCCUCAACCAGGAUGUAGAUGAUGGCUGGCAACUUGUGGAGAACAUAGCUAACUCAAAUGGAAGCUAUGGAGAAGAGUAUGAUCGCACCAACCGGAGCUCGACCCACCACUCGAUCGAGUCAGACGAAAAGUUGAGAAAAGAUGUUAAGGCAUUGAAUGAGAAGUUGGAUAAGCUGAUCCUAGCUCAGUCCACAAUGAAGAAAGUCAACUUUGUGUCUGCUGAGGAGAUGGAACCAGUCCAAGAAGGGGAGGAUACACAAUUUGCUGAGGUGUGCUACAUGAGCAAUGGGCAAGGAGGUUACAACAAAGGAUACUAUAACUACAAGUCCAACCCUGCCAUGUCAUACCGCAACACUGAUGUUGCUAACCCUCAGGACCAAGUAUAUCCUCAACAACAAGCAGCUCGAUCGAGUCAGGUGCCACAACAUGGGUAUGGUCAAAAGAACAAUUACCAAGGACCACAAGGCACUUUCCCUGGACAACAAAUGAAUAUCCCACCAGGCUUCCCCCACCAACCGCCCCAGCCUGCACCUUCACAAGAGAAUGAGCUCAAAGCAAUGCUAAAGCAACUACUUCAAGGGCAAGCUGAUGGGGUAGUGGACACAAGCAAGAAGCUAGCUGAAAUAAACUCUAAGAUCGAGAACCUCAACACAAGGGUUUACUCUCUGGAGAAUCAUGCUUCUUCUGUUGCUGCUGCUACAAAGCAAGGACAACUACCUGGUAAAGCUAUUCAGAACCCCAAGGAACAGUGCAAGGUCAUCUUCACUCAAGAAGGACUUGUUGAAGAAGAGGAUCAAGAAAGGGUCAUUGAAGAUUUUUGUUUACUGCUGAAUGAUGAAGAGAUUGUUGCUGCUGAGGCUCCUGGAGUCCAGAUUGAUCAACCAGAAGUGCAUGCACCUACUGUGGCCAUUCACACUUCACCAGUUGAGCUCGCACGACAAGCUCGAUCGGCAGCUCGAUCGAGUCCAACUCUAGCUCGAUCGAGUCCGACCUCUUCUGUCCGACAGCCUGUUUUGCUUGAUCCUUAUCAACCGGUUGCCGCUUCCUCGUCUCGCCUACUUAGUCAAGGUCACAAGGAAGUGAUUCACAAGUUCAGAAGAGAUCUCAGUGGGAUUGGAAUUGAGUUGCCUCUAUGGAUAGCAUGA
Microthlaspi erraticum is the source of this 1677-nucleotide messenger RNA. Lineage: Eukaryota; Viridiplantae; Streptophyta; Magnoliopsida; Brassicales; Brassicaceae. The record is from the annotation of a GenBank genome assembly.